AUGGCUCUACGUCGACUCCUGCGUCGAGCGACAUCGUUCCUGCUGCAUCCAGACGCUCCUGCCGCAAAGCCUCCAAUCCGCCACAGCAGCAGCUCACAAGAGAAGCUGGGCAUGGCCAUCGAGGAGCGCUUUGCGUGCAAAUCGUUUCUACCGGACGCAGUGCCGGACAAGACGCUCGAAAAGAUCCUCAAGCUCACGCUGAGAGCUCCCACGGGGUUUAAUACACAGCCGUACGCGUGCGUGCUCGUGCGUGAGCCGAAGGACCGCGAGAAACUUGCCGAGGCCAUGAUGGGGGGCAACGCCCGCAAGGUCAAAGAAGCUCCAGUAGUUGCUGUUUUCGCCGCAGACUGCGAGCCAAGCAAGCGCAUCCCACGCCUGCAACAACUCGCUCAUGACAAUGGGGCCCCUGCCGACGUUGUAACCAACAUGCCCCAUGUCGUACGUCUCUUCUCGGGCGAGGGUGUAGUUGCCAGCUGUCUCCGAUCAGUCAUCGCAACAGCUGCGUCGCCGCUGCUGCCUGCCCCUGCGAAUGCGUCAACUGAAACAUGGGCGGUCAAGCAGACGGCUUUUGCUGCUGCGACUUUUCUGUACGCGGCACAGCUGCAUGGACUUGCGACGUGUCCGAUGGAAGGGCUGGACCAGAUCCGCGUGAGGAAUACGCUGGAUAUUCCGGACCGUUAUACCGUGCCUGUAAUAAUUGCUCUUGGUUGUCCAAACCCGGCGACAAAGCCUGAGAAACCUUCUGCACGACUGGACCCGACCGAGGUCUUCUUCGACGGAAAGUUCGGUGACUCAAGUGCGACGAUAUUUACCGACAAGUAA
Messenger RNA from Peronospora matthiolae, 822 nucleotides. Lineage: Eukaryota; Oomycota; Peronosporomycetes; Peronosporales; Peronosporaceae. The record is from the annotation of a GenBank genome assembly.